AUGGCGACGAAAAACAAGAAGGGACGGUUUGUUAAACAAGGACACAGUAAACAAGUUACCGCACUCUCCAAAGGCAGAAAUACGCGAUGGAACUCAGAGUGCCAUUCAGUGUCAAAUGCAGAGGCAAUUUUAUCAAAUGAACUUGAUCACAGUUACAACUUAUCUAGUGAAAACCAAGACCCGGUCUAUAAUGUUUCCAGGCAAGAAGAUAUUAUUGUGUCGGAUUGUACUAGCGAUGUAGAAUUGGAAUGGCGAACAGGUAGGCGGGUUGUUGAGUUAGGUACUCUAGCAAACGGUCUGAAAGCUUGUCAACUUUGCAGCCAGCCUUUACACUUGAUUAACACUGUCUGUGAGAGAAGAUUUGGGCUAGCGCAAAUUCUAGAAGUAAAGUGCAUGUAUUCAGAAUGUGGCCUUGUAAAUGAUGUUCCAACUGGAAGUAAACAUACAUCACAGAACGGAGGACAGGCUUGGGAUGUUAAUACUAAGUUAGCUGCAGGAAUGGUAAAUGGAGGUUUUGGGGAAACACACAUUAACAGUAUUCUUGCUGCCUUGAACAUUCCAAGCAUAACCCAAAAAGCACUUAAGAAGAGGGAGAGAGAAGUCGGACAUCAGCUUAACUCUAUGGCAGAAGAAUCAGGCAAGAAGCAGUUAAAUAAAGAAUUAGAGAUGAGCGAUGGAAAACUGACAGUAUCUUUUGACGGUGCUUGGCAAAAACGUGGAACUGGUCAUGCUUAUAACAGCCUUACAGGACAUGCCACAUUAUUUGGCAAGAAUACCAAGAAAUGUGUUAGAUAUGCUGUAAAAGGAAAGAGAUGUAGAAUAUGUGAUGUAGCAAAGGAAAAAGGAGUGUGUCCCAGAAAACAAGACUGCUCACGAAAUUGGUCUGGCUCUGCAAAAGCCAUGGAACCAGCCAUGGCAUGUGAAAUGAUCCAGAGCAUUUAUGAUGAUGAAGCAAAGGUUGAUACCCUUGUCAUGGACAAUGAUUCUACAACAAUUGCACGAUUAAGGGCUACAGUAGAUAGUACCAUAUCCAAGCAGGCGGAUAAGAACCAUACCAAAAAGGGUUUUACAAGUUCCUUGUUUGAGCUUAGUAAUAGCUACAAAAUACUAAAAAACACAAAAGUACGUGGCCACAUUGAAAAAUGUUUCAUAUACUGCAUAAGUCAAAACAAGGGCCAACCAAAAGCAAUAGCUGAUGGAUUGCAGAAAAUAGUUCCGCACCUGUAUGGAGAGCACGAUGCCUGUGGAUUGUGGUGUAAGAACGAAAAGAAGGACUACAAGCCAAGAAAUUUACCUUUUGGUAAACCAUUAAGUUGUCAAGAUUUUCGACAUGCCCUAGAAAAUCUAUUCCUAAAGUAUGCUGCUAAGGCAGAUGAGCUCGCAGUUCUUGGUUCGACGCAGGUCAAUGAGAAUUUUAACCAUAUGGUGUCAUCAAAAGCUCCGAAACGAUUGUAA
Molecule: messenger RNA, 1455 nt
Organism: Magallana angulata
Lineage: Eukaryota; Metazoa; Mollusca; Bivalvia; Ostreida; Ostreidae
Exons: 6
Coding region: 1-1455 (484 amino acids)
Source: RefSeq, a predicted model, not a curated record